CAUUGACUUCCGGCGUCAUUUUGAGGCGAUACGCCUGGCGGCCUGAUAGUGUUUUCCUUGUCUUUUCUUACUCUCCAGUCUCCCGUCCUUCCUUUUUUCCUCCGUCCCAGGCUCACUUGACCCUGGCGAGGCGGCAGGCGGGUUCUGCUUCCCAGCCGUCCUGGGAGUCCCUCGCUAGCCGAGGACCGGUUCCCGGGAGCCGCGCGCGCACUUCUUUCUCCUCGUCGUCGUCCUCCCAGGGCCAGGCGCGGGGACGGAGAAUCGCCUCCCCCGCUCCUCGGAGCGGUGGCGGCCGUGCUGCCUCCGGAUUGCGCUUGCGAAAGGACCUCGAGGAGGAGUAGUACAAAAUGUCAAAAAUUAGAAGGAAGGUCACAGUGGAAAAUACCAAGACCAUAUCUGAUAGCACAUCCCGAAGACCCAGUGUAUUUGAGAGGCUUGGACCCAGCACUGGCAGUUCAGCAGAGACACAGUGCCGUAACUGGCUGAAGACUGGCAACUGCCUCUAUGGAAACACAUGUAGAUUCGUACAUGGCCCUUCACCCCGUGGUAAAGGUUAUAGCAGCAAUUAUAGAAGGUCACCAGAAAGACCUACAGGGGAUCUUAGAGAAAGAAUGAAGAACAAGCGCCAAGAUGUGGACACUGAGUCCCAGAAACGAAAUACAGAGGAGUCAUCCUCACCUGUUAGGAAAGAAUCUUCAAGAGGGAGACAUAGGGAAAAGGAAGACAUAAAAAUCACUAAGGAGAGAACUCCAGAAAGUGAAGAAGAAAAUGUAGAAUGGGAAACUAAUAGAGAUGAUUCUGACAAUGGAGAUAUUAAUUAUGAUUAUGUUCAUGAGUUGUCAUUGGAAAUGAAGCGUCAGAAGAUACAGAGGGAAUUAAUGAAGCUGGAACAAGAAAACAUGGAGAAAAGAGAAGAAAUUAUUAUUAAAAAGGAGGUUUCACCAGAAGUGGUUAGAUCAAAGUUAUCCCCGUCACCUUCUCUCCGAAAGUCUAGCAAAUCUCCAAAGCGAAAAUCAAGCCCUAAGUCAUCCUCUUCAGCGAGCAAGAAAGACAGGAAGACAACUGCAGUCUCUUCUCCCUUGCUGGACCAGCAGAGGUCAGUAAGGAAUUCAAAAAGCAACCAAAGUAAGAAGAAAGGACCUCGCACGCCUAGCCCACCCCCUCCUAUACAGGAAGAUAUUGCUCUAGGGAAAAAAUAUAAGGAAAAAUAUAAAGUAAAAGACAGGAUAGAAGAAAAACCAAGAGAUGGAAAGGACAGAGGGCGAGAUUUUGAAAGACAAAGAGAAAAAAGAGAUAAGCCAAGGUCUAGUUCCCCAGCAGGACAGCAUCAUUCUCCUAUAUCUUCUAGACAUCACUCAUCUUCCUCGCAGUCAGGCUCAUCUAUUCAAAGGCAUUCUCCUUCUCCUCGCCGGAAAAGAACUCCUUCUCCGUCUUAUCAGAGGACAAUAACGCCACCGUUACGCCGCUCGGCUUCUCCCUAUGCUUCCCACUCCCUGUCCUCUCCUCAGCGGAAGCAGAGUCCCCCACGGCAUCGCUCUCCACUGAGGGAGAAAGGGAGGCAUGACCACGAACGGACGUCACAGUCCCAUGAUCGGCGUCACGAGAGGAGGGAGGAGACUAGAGGCAAAAGGGAUAGAGAAAAGGAUGCACGAGAAGAACGAGAGUAUGAGCAGGAUCAGGGCUCUUCCAGAGACCACAGAGAUGACAGAGAACCUCGAGAGGGUCGGGAGCGGAGAGAUGCCAGAGAUACUAGAGACAGAAGGGAACUCAGAGACUCCAGAGACCUUCGGGACUCCAGGGAGAUGAGGGAUUAUAGCAGAGACAACAAGGAGAGCCGCGAUCCCAGAGACUCUCGGUCUGCUCGUGAUGCUCACGACUACAGGGACCGUGAAAGCCGAGACGCUCACCGGAAGGAGGAUGCUUAUCAGGAAGAGUCCCGGAGUUACGGCAGAAACCACUUGCGCGAAGAAAGUUCGCGCACUGACGUGAGGAACGAUUCCAGAAAUGAGUCUCGAAGUGAAAUGAGGAAUGACCGGAUGGGCAGAAGUAGGGGAAGAGGUCCAGAGUUACCUGAAAAGGGAAGUCGAGGCACGAGAGGGUCUCAAAUGGAUAGUCACAGUAGUAGUAGCAACUAUCAUGACAGCUGGGAAACUCGCAGUAGCUAUCCUGAAAGAGACAGAUACCCCGAAAGAGAAAACAGAGAGCAAGCAAGAGAUUCUUCCUUCGAAAGAAGACACGGGGAGAGAGAGCGUCGUGACAACAGAGAGAGAGCUCCUAUGUUCUACACCUCCUGCUGCCCCUAUCCUUUGCCACCAGUGUUCUCAGGUCCUGCUGGGGGGACAGAGAAGAUCAGAGAUCAAAGACCAAGCUCACCAAUUCGACAUCAGGGAAGGAAUGACGAGCUUGAGCGUGAUGAACGAAGAGAGGAACGAAGAGUAGACAGAGCGGAGGAUAGAAGAGACGAAAGGGCCAGGGAGAGGGAUCGGGAGCGAGAGCGCGAGCGCGAGCGGGAACGGGAGAGGGAUCGGGAGAGGGAGAAAGAGAGGGAGCUGGAGAGAGAGCGGGCUCGGGAACGGGAACGGGAGCGAGAAAGGGAGAAGGAGCGAGACCGCGACCGCGAGAGAGAUCGGGACCAUGACCGAGAGCGGGAGAGAGAGAGGGAGCGAGACAGGGAAAAAGAACGAGAGCGGGAGCGAGAGGAGCGGGAGCGGGAGAGGGAGCGGGAGCGGGAGCGGGAGCGAGCCAGAGAGAGGGAGAAAGAGCGCGACCGCCAGAGGGACUGGGAAGACAAAGACAAAGGCCGAGAGGAGCGCAGAGAGAAGCGGGACGAUGCCCGAGAAGACAGGAACCCCAGGGAUGGACACGAGGAGAGAAAGUCCAAGAAGCGCUAUAGAAACGAAGGCAGUCCUAGCCCUCGUCAGUCACCUAAGCGCCGGCGAGAACAUUCUCCUGACAGUGACACCUACAACAGCGGAGAUGAUAAGAAUGAAAAACACAGACUCUUGAGUCAGGUUGUUCGACCUCAAGAAUCUCGUUCUCUGAGCCCCUCUCACCUUACAGAGGACAGGCAGAGUCGAUGGAAAGAGGAGGAUCGAAAACCGGAGAGAAAAGAAAGUUCAAGGCGCUACGACGAUCAGGAGUUCAAAGAGAGAGUUUCUUCUGUAGAUAAGCAGAGAGAACAGAUCGAAAUCACAGAGAGCUCAAGGACUCGGGCCCAAGAUGUGCUAGGACACCACCUGUCUGAAGACCGAGACAUGUCUGAUCGAGCUCAUGAUGAAAACAAGAAAAAAGCCAAAAUUCAGAAGAAACCUCUUAAGAAAAAGAAAGAGGAUGAUGUUGGAAUAGACAGGGGUACCACAGAGACAGUGUCGGAGGACAGUCAAGUCUUUUCACCGAGAAAAGGCCAGAAGAAGAAAAGCAUUGAAAAAAAGCGUAAAAGGUCCAAAGGCGAUUCUGACCUUUCUGAUGAAGAGGCAGUCCAGCAGAGUAAGAGGAGGAGAGGCCCUCGGACCCCCCCUAUAACCUCCAAGGAGGAACUGGUGGAAAUUUCCAAUGAUAGGGAUGGCACUCUGGAGGAUGCUCAGAAGAAAGAAGAUACAGCGUUCAGUGACUGGUCUGAUGAGGAUGUGCCUGACCGGGCCGAGGGGGCGGAAGCAGAGCACGGGGCCACAGCUGCCACUCCUGCAAGGACUCCUUCCCCAUCGUCUCUCCCUCCUCCGCCCCCUCCUCUGGCUGCUACAACCCCAGCCGCUGGUGCUGCCACCACCAUGUCCACCUCUGCCACCCCCACCAGUACCACCAACACAGCCUUUGCCAGUGAAGACUCACACAGAAAAUGCCACAGAACACGAGCCGAGAAGGUAGAGGCACCUCAUGUGACCAUAGAAGAUGCCACACACCGCAAGCCAGUGGAUCAGAAGAGGAGCAGCAGCCUCGGCAGCAACCGGAGUAAUCGCAGUCACACAUCUGGCCGUCUGCGCUCCCCGUCCAGUGACUCUGCGCAUCGAAGUGGCGACGACCAGAGCGGUCGAAAGAGAGUCCUGCACAGCGGCUCAAGAGACAGAGAGAAGACGAAAAGUCUGGAAAUCGCAGGAGAGAGAAAAUCUAGGAUUGAUCAGCUGAAGCGUGGAGAACCCAGUCGAAGUACUUCUUCAGAUCGCCAGGAUUCAAGAAGCCAUAGUUCAAGAAGAAGUUCCCCCGAGUCGGAUCGACAGGUGCAUUCAAGAUCAGGGUCAUUUGAUAGCAGAGACAGGCUUCAAGAGCGUGAUCGUUAUGAGCAUGAGAGAGAGCGGGAGAGAGAGAGGAGAGAUGCAAGGCAGAGGGAGUGGGAGCGAGAUGCUGAUAAAGACUGGCCCCGGAACCGGGACCGAGAUCGACUGCGGGAACGGGAGAGAGAACGGGACAAAAGGAGAGACGUGGACAGGGAGAGAGAGAGACUGAUCUCUGAUUCCAUGGAAAGGGACAGGGACAGGGACAGGACUUUUGAGAGUCCUCAGAUAGAGUCCGUAAAACGCAGUGAAGCAAAACUGGAGAGUGAUCACGAAAGAGACCUAGAGGGCACCUCCAGAGACUCCACAGCGUCGGAUAAAGAAAGACUGGAUAAAGAUCUCGGGUUGGUGCCGGGAUUCGAAGAUGCAAGUAAAGCUGAGCGAACUGAGAGUGUGGAAGCAGGAGAUGACGAAUCUAAGUUAGACGAUGCACAUUCGUUAGGAUCUGGGGCUGGAGAAGGAUACGAGCCAAUUAGUGAUGAUGAACUAGAUGAAAUUCUGGCAGGUGAUGCCGAAAAGAGGGAGGACCAACAGGAUGAGGAGAAGAUGCCAGAUCCAUUAGAUGUGAUCGAUGUGGAUUGGUCUGGCCUUAUGCCAAAGCAUCCAAAAGAGCCACGAGAGCCUGGGGCUGCACUGUUAAAAUUCACACCUGGAGCUGUAAUGCUGAGAGUUGGGAUUUCUAAAAAGUUGGCUGGUUCUGAACUCUUCACCAAAGUCAAAGAAACGUGUCAGAGACUUUUAGAAAAACCCAAAGAUGCGGACAGUGUUUUUGAACAUGAGUUAGGGGCUCUCAACAUGGCAGCAUUACUACGAAAAGAGGAAAGAGCAAGUCUUCUUAGUGAUCUUGGACCAUGUUGUAAAGCAUUAUGCUUCAGACGGGAUUCUGCAAUCCGAAAGCAGCUUGUUAAAAAUGAGAAGGGCACUAUAAAACAAGCUUAUACAAAUGCUCCACUGGUAGACAAUGAGUUGUUAAGAUUGAGUCUUCGAUUAUUUAAGCGGAAGACUACGUGCCAUACUCCAGGACCUGAGAAGACUGAAGAUAAUAAACUCGCACAGUCCAGCAUCCAGCAGGAGCUCUGUGUGUCCUAAGACUGAAGUCCAGUGACGGCUGUGGUACUCUCUUCCUUCUGCAGCGCGUAUCCUUUUUCAGAGUUCUUUGGUUGGACAGGCGUUAUUAGUGACAAAAGGUAGAAAAGAUUUAUCAGCCAUGCUAGAAGAGUGACCAACUUGGAAGUUUAAAGACACUAAUUUCGACAAACUUAAGAUUUUCCUAAGUUUUUACACAGUACUUGACCCUCAUGCAAAAUAAUGUGAAAGCAUCUAGAUUUAGUAGUUUGUUUGGUACCUUUUGUUAAAACUGAAGAUUUUGAAAAUGGUCAUCCCUGCUCUGCCAGCCUACGCUGCAGAUUUUUUUAUGAACUGGAGCCACUGACUUACCUACCAGACGUCUCUACAGAAACUGCAGUUUUCUUCAGAAACAGGGUGUUCACCAAACAAACGCACAAGCUGUGCGGCACCGCCCUGCUCAAGACGGAGGCGGGUGCUGUGUGUCGGUAGGGCUCCCGAAGGAGUAAGCCACAGGCCUGUUCUAAAGUUCUAACAAAACUACUUGAGGGCUCUUUGGAUUCUGGUUUUUUUUUUUUUAAAUGUGUGUGUGUUGUUACAGUGUAUAUUGGAUAUAUUUUGAUUCUAAAUGGUUUUGUUAUCAGAGACUGUCUACUAGUUUUAUUUUUUAAUAAAUGUACCUUCCCGUU
Phacochoerus africanus (Common warthog) is the source of this 6022-nucleotide messenger RNA. It is a transcript of the gene ZC3H13, whose product is annotated as zinc finger CCCH-type containing 13. Gene Ontology annotation, molecular function: metal ion binding. The transcript is spliced from 20 exons. Gene Ontology annotation, cellular component: nuclear speck. The record is from RefSeq and is a predicted model, not a curated record. Bases 348 to 5357 code for a protein of 1669 amino acids. Lineage: Eukaryota; Metazoa; Chordata; Mammalia; Artiodactyla; Suidae.